Mus musculus (house mouse) is the source of this 7252-nucleotide messenger RNA. It is a transcript of the gene Stat5b, whose product is annotated as signal transducer and activator of transcription 5B. Gene Ontology annotation, cellular component: nucleus; cytoplasm. Gene Ontology annotation, molecular function: double-stranded DNA binding; DNA-binding transcription activator activity, RNA polymerase II-specific; identical protein binding. Bases 2527 to 4887 code for a protein of 786 amino acids. The transcript is spliced from 19 exons. Gene Ontology annotation, biological process: positive regulation of interleukin-2 production; growth hormone receptor signaling pathway via JAK-STAT; positive regulation of mitotic cell cycle. NCBI's taxonomy places the organism in Eukaryota, Metazoa, Chordata, Mammalia, Rodentia, Muridae. The record is from RefSeq and is marked validated.
CUGUAGCUGUCUUCAGACACUCCAGAAGAGGGAGUCAGAUCUCGUUAGGAUGGUUGUGAGCCACCAUGUGGUUACUGGGAUUUGAACUCCAGACCUUUGGAAGAGCAGUCGGGUGCUCUUACUCACUGAGCCAUCUCACCAGCCCCCUGUUUCUCUCUUAAAACAACAAUAAACUCCGGAAAUAUGCUCAGCCAACAGGACAGGUAAUAGAUUUGUGUAUUUGUUCAUUUAGCCUAUCGGUUCCCUACCAGUGUAGGUCACAACCCUUUUGGGGAUUGAAUGACUUUCUCACAGGGUCAUCUAAGACCAUCGGAAAACACAGAUAUUUACAUUACAAUUCAUAACAGCAAAAUUACAGUUAUGAAGGAGCAAUGAAAUAAUUUUAGAGUUGGCAUGAGGAACUGUAUUAAAGGGUUGUAGCAUUAGGAAGAGUGAGAACCACAGAUUUAGCAAAUACUUGUUUACUGCUCUCUGUGCUGGGCUGCUACACAUGCAUUUUGGGGACAGGGCAGUUAAGACAUGUCCUCUUCUAUUGCGGUUCAGUGGAAGGAGACAAAUUAAAACAAAAGAAAACUAGACAGAAAAAUGACAGGCCUGUGUGAUGAAAGAGAGAUCACCCACAUAGAGUCACCCGAGUUAUACAGUUAUAGCUGAGGAGCUCAUUAAAGAUGUUUCAUUCUACACUGUAGAAUUUCUUCUUCUUUUAAAAAAAAUUUGUUUGUUUGUUUGUUUAUUAUAUGAGUACACUGUAGCUGUACAGAUGGUUGUGAGCCACCAUGUGGUCACUGGGAAUUGAACUCAGGACCUUUGGAAGAGCAGUCAGUGCUCUUAACUGCUGAGCCAUCUCUCCGGCCCUACACCGUAGAAUUUCAUACUCAUGUUAUGUUCUGUAAUAACUUUGAAAAGAGCUGAUCUGAAGCUGGAGAGACGACUCAGUCGUUAAGAGGCUGCCCUUCCAGAGGACCUGGGUUGUAUUCCCAGCAACCACAUGGCAACUCACAACCAUCUGUAACUCCAGUUCUAGGAGAUCUGACCCCCUCUUCUGGUCUCCACAGGUACUACACACAUGUGGUCCACAGACCAACAUGCAGGCAAACACCCACACAUUAAGUAGAUCGGAAAAAUAUAUAUCUUAAAAAAGGAAAAAGCAGACAUGUCCAAUUGUGUUUGCUCAUAUUUGUUUAUUAAAGCAACAACAACAGAAUAGUACUGCUUAUCUGCCAAGCACCUAUGUACAUAAAGUUAUCGUGUGUUUAGUAAAGAUGAUGCAUGCCAGACAGUGGUGAGUGGAUGGGAGGAGAGAGUGGGCACUGUGCUAUUUUACUCCAGGUGAUUGGAAAGAGGGCUUGGAACCUUCCCUCCAUGUUCCUUCUUUUGUCUUGGAUCAGUUCAUCAGGUAGAUUUGCAGACACAAGAGAUUUUGGUGUCUGUUGGAAUCACUCAAAUUUUCAUUAAGGGAGCUACUGUGAGGCCCCACUUCCAUCUUGUCCUAGGGCUGAGUGUGUGGGCGUGCAUAUGUGGAUCUGAGUGUGUGUGUGUGUGUGUGCGCGCGCGUGUGCAUGUGCGUGUGUGUGUGUGUGUGUGUGUGUAUACUUAUGGAGGCUUGAGCUAUUCACCUCUUAAUUUUAUUUUUGAAACAGGGUCUCACUCUGUUGCCCUGGCUGGCCUGAAACUUUCUAUAUAGACCAGGCUGACCCUCAAACUCAUGAACAGCCACCUACCUCUGCCUUGUGACUAUGACACCAUACGCAGCCCCUUCCCUCGAUGUCUUUUGAGAGAGUUUCUAAUCUCCUGGAGUUCCUGUCUCCAUCUCCCAGCUCUGAGAUUACAAGUGUCCACCAGGCUUUUUACUUGGAUUCUAGGAUUUGAACUUGGGUCCUCUUGCUUGCAAGGCAAACACUGGCUGAAUCACCUUCCUAGCCCAGUCUGCAUUUGUUUGUUUUCAUAUAUUUAUGUUGACUUGCUGUGUAUGAAUGUUCUGCACACAUGUAUAUUUGUGUACUAUGUGCAUGCAGUACCCUGGAAGGCCAGAGGAGGGCAUCAGAUACUCUGGGUCUGGAGUUACAGAUGGUUGUGAGCCAUCAGGUGGGUGCUGGGAAACAAGCCCAGGUUCUCCUCAAGAGCAACAGUGCUCUUCACCACUGAGCCAUCUCUCCAGCACCCCCCUCCUUGUUCUUAACUAAGAAAGAGUGCUACCCGAGCCCCACUCUUCGUCUGUCAGGCCUCUGCAUGCUUAAAUCUCCAGUCUCCUCCACUCCCAAUCUCUUUACUCUUCCUCCAAAAUCAUGAGCUGCUCCUGGUCUGAUUUGGAGACUUCACUAAAACAUUGUACAGUUGUCUUCCAGAUGUUUGACUGGGAUGCAGAAUUGCUCUCCUGUCCCAGUUUUCCUGUGAUGAACUCACACCCACUGAACUUUGCAGUAUUGGAAAAUCUCACUGUUAUCUCAGCCCUGGAGCCUGAAAGCUCCGAGUUAAACCAUCCAAGUAUCCUAUAGCCGCACACACAUCUAAAAUAGGUUGUGAACCAUGGCUAUGUGGAUACAGGCUCAGCAGCUCCAGGGCGAUGCCCUUCACCAGAUGCAGGCCUUGUACGGCCAGCAUUUCCCCAUCGAGGUGCGACAUUAUUUAUCACAGUGGAUCGAAAGCCAAGCCUGGGACUCAAUAGAUCUUGAUAAUCCACAGGAGAACAUUAAGGCCACCCAGCUCCUGGAGGGCCUGGUGCAGGAGCUGCAGAAGAAGGCGGAGCACCAGGUGGGGGAAGAUGGGUUUUUGCUGAAGAUCAAGCUGGGGCACUAUGCCACACAGCUCCAGAGCACGUACGACCGCUGCCCCAUGGAGCUGGUUCGCUGUAUCCGGCACAUUCUGUACAACGAACAGAGGCUGGUUCGCGAAGCCAACAACGGCAGCUCUCCAGCUGGAAGUCUUGCUGACGCCAUGUCCCAGAAGCACCUUCAGAUCAACCAAACGUUUGAGGAGCUGCGCCUGAUCACACAGGACACGGAGAACGAGCUGAAGAAGCUGCAGCAGACCCAAGAGUACUUCAUCAUCCAGUACCAGGAGAGCCUGCGGAUCCAAGCUCAGUUUGCCCAGCUGGGACAGCUGAACCCCCAGGAGCGCAUGAGCAGGGAGACGGCCCUCCAGCAGAAGCAAGUGUCCCUGGAGACCUGGCUGCAGCGAGAGGCACAGACACUGCAGCAGUACCGAGUGGAGCUGGCUGAGAAGCACCAGAAGACCCUGCAGCUGCUGCGGAAGCAGCAGACCAUCAUCCUGGACGACGAGCUGAUCCAGUGGAAGCGGAGACAGCAGCUGGCCGGGAACGGGGGUCCCCCCGAGGGCAGCCUGGACGUGCUGCAGUCCUGGUGUGAGAAGCUGGCCGAGAUCAUCUGGCAGAACCGGCAGCAGAUCCGCAGGGCUGAGCACUUGUGCCAGCAGCUGCCCAUCCCAGGCCCCGUGGAGGAGAUGCUGGCUGAGGUCAACGCCACCAUCACGGACAUCAUCUCAGCCCUGGUCACCAGCACGUUCAUCAUCGAGAAGCAGCCUCCUCAGGUCCUGAAGACCCAGACCAAGUUUGCAGCCACCGUGCGCCUGCUGGUGGGGGGGAAGCUGAAUGUGCACAUGAACCCCCCGCAGGUGAAGGCGACCAUCAUCAGCGAGCAGCAGGCCAAGUCCCUGCUCAAGAAUGAGAACACCCGCAAUGAUUACAGCGGCGAGAUCCUGAACAACUGUUGCGUCAUGGAGUACCACCAGGCCACUGGCACACUCAGCGCCCACUUCAGAAACAUGUCCCUGAAACGAAUCAAGAGGUCUGACCGCCGUGGGGCAGAGUCAGUAACGGAAGAGAAGUUCACGAUCCUGUUUGACUCACAGUUCAGCGUCGGUGGAAACGAGCUGGUCUUUCAAGUCAAGACCUUGUCGCUCCCGGUGGUGGUGAUUGUUCACGGCAGCCAGGACAACAAUGCCACAGCCACUGUCCUCUGGGACAACGCCUUUGCAGAGCCUGGCAGGGUGCCAUUUGCCGUGCCUGACAAGGUGCUGUGGCCGCAGCUGUGUGAAGCGCUCAACAUGAAAUUCAAGGCUGAAGUACAGAGCAACCGGGGCUUGACCAAGGAGAACCUCGUGUUCCUGGCACAGAAACUGUUCAACAUCAGCAGCAACCACCUCGAGGACUACAACAGCAUGUCCGUGUCCUGGUCCCAGUUCAACCGGGAGAAUUUGCCAGGACGGAAUUACACUUUCUGGCAGUGGUUUGAUGGCGUGAUGGAAGUAUUGAAAAAACAUCUCAAGCCUCACUGGAAUGAUGGGGCUAUCCUGGGUUUCGUGAACAAGCAACAGGCCCACGACCUGCUCAUCAACAAGCCAGACGGGACCUUCCUGCUGCGCUUCAGCGACUCGGAAAUCGGGGGCAUCACCAUUGCUUGGAAGUUUGACUCUCAGGAGAGAAUGUUUUGGAAUCUGAUGCCUUUUACCACUAGAGACUUCUCUAUCCGGUCCCUCGCUGACCGCCUGGGGGACCUGAAUUACCUCAUAUAUGUGUUUCCUGAUCGGCCAAAGGAUGAAGUAUAUUCUAAGUACUACACACCGGUCCCCUGUGAGCCCGCAACUGCGAAAGCAGCUGACGGAUACGUGAAGCCACAGAUCAAGCAGGUGGUCCCCGAGUUUGCAAAUGCAUCCACAGAUGCUGGGAGUGGCGCCACCUACAUGGAUCAGGCUCCUUCCCCAGUCGUGUGCCCUCAGGCUCACUACAACAUGUACCCACCCAACCCGGACUCCGUCCUUGAUACCGAUGGGGACUUCGAUCUGGAAGACACGAUGGACGUGGCGCGGCGCGUGGAAGAGCUCUUAGGCCGGCCCAUGGACAGUCAGUGGAUCCCUCACGCACAGUCAUGACCAGACCUCACCACCUGCAGCUUCAUCGCCCUCGUGGAGGAACUUCCUGUGGAUGUUUUAAUUCCAUGAAUCGCUUCUCUUUGGAAACAAUACUCGUAAUGUGAAGUGUUAAUACUAGUUGUGACUUUAGUGUCUCUGUGCAUAGUGGCACUAGUGAAGGGAGUGCGCGUGAGUGUGAGUGCAUUUGCACGUCGUGUUUUUUUCCCCGCCCCUGCUGUCCAGUCUAAGCCGCCACGCCAGGGCAGCGGCUGCGCUUUUUUUUACCAUGUGCAAAAAGGCAGUUGGUUCCCUGAACCCUGGAACCUGGCCAUGUGUCUUCAGGGUGGCUGACCCUUGACACGUGACUAUCCAAGUAAGAAAAGGACAGAGGAAAAAGCACCCUCUCUCUGGGGAGCCUCGGUUCCUCUGCCAGGUAGUCCAUAGUCCAAGCAAGCAUUGUCAUUGUCUCCGCCUGUCUUCUGAGAUGUAGAUGACUGUCUGAUGAUGAAAGCCAGUACCUCCCGUGUCCCCUGUCCCCUUUGCAUAAGGGACGGAAAGGGGAGCUGAAUCAAGGGUGAUGGGGCAAGGGUGGUCACAGGUUUUUGGAUGGGGAGUGGCUGUUUCCCGUUUCUGCCACUUCCGCCAUCUUAACACUGGCUCCUUCCCUCUCUGCUUGCUCAGUCUCUAUUUCUAGAACUGCCACUCAGCUUAAGUGCAAGUGUGUGUACUCAAGUGGAGAUGUUUAACAAAAUAGUGGAGAGGAAGCCAGGCCACCCAGCUCUGAGCGUACAGGUUCAGGUGAUGCCCUGUGUUCCUUCUGUCAGGGCGGUGCGUUGUGCCCAAGUCCUGGCUCCAGACACUGGGCGUAGCCUGUCUGCGCCAGCCUCCCCAACUCUUGUCUGUGCUGUGGCCAGGCCGCGCCUGCGCUAUCCAAGGCUUUUCUCCAAGCGUGUUGAUAAUGGCUUCCUGCAAACGUCCGGUGGUGUUUUUUGUUUCUAAAUCAGGUCUUUUUUUAUGUUUUUCCCAUUUGCACCCUAAUUUGACAUCAAAUUUCCCCCCUCCUGUAUCAGGUCCUGGGUCCUCUGUACCCAGAUCACUUCAUCUCCCUUCAGUGUCACAUAGUGCCCUGAGGAUUAGGUGGUAGGAAUGGGACCUGCACACGGGGCCAGCCUGCCAAGCAGGCAGCCAGCACUGUACAGUGCUGGGUGCCGGGUGGCCGUUGGGGAUUGGGGAAAUGCAGUCAGUCAGCGGGUUUCCUAGGAAGCUUGGAAAACUAAAAGCAAAGUGAAAGCCUCAGGGUGAUUUGUUCCACAGUCUCCUCUGUAGUGUCUCCAGAAGGAAGGAAGGGGCUGCAGUGGGCCGUCAGGGAGAGGGGCAAGCAGAGAGCGGUUACCACUCAGGCUUGCUGAGAGCCCUCCUUGGCUUCCUCUCCCAAACAAGGGCAGAACCGUGCCCAGGAGAGGAGCCCCCAAAACCUUAUUUUUAUACAUGCAAGUAAAUAAACAUAUUUUUUUUACAAAAAUAACUUCUGAAUUUAUCAGUGUUUUACUGUUAAAAGAAAAUACUCCUGUGUAGUAAAUUAUUUAUUGGGAGAUGAGUUUUUAAAAGCUGCUGUUUGCCUUGCCUUGGUUUUGUACACUGAUUUUUCUAUGCCUGGCGGUAGCCUCUCUGCCUCAGGUGCUGGCCGGAUGGAGGAGGUGUGAGGCCCCUCCCUGGCCCCUCAGAAGAAAGCUGGAACUGCCAGGGGAGUCCAGGCUUAAGGGACUCGUCCCCACCUGUCAUGCGACUGUCCCAGUAACCCUCACGAGGGUGUGGACUCGACAAAUAUCUAGAUAUAUGGUGGACAUGGCCCCAAGUCAUGGGGAGAGUAGAGCAGCCUGGGCCCCCCCACCCCCAAGGUUCUAAGCUGACUUUCAAGUUAGGUUGGAGAAAAGGGUGCCAAAGAAGCGAGACUUCCACAUAGUUUUUAAGCUACCCUGGAUUUACUGAGGGUGUACCUGGACAUGGGAGAGGUUUUUAACUGGAAAGUGUGUCCCCUAUCUGCAUGCUGGUCUCUCUCUCUCUCUGCCCAACUCUUGCACCCAAAAAUGAGGUGAGGGCAGGUCUCCACCCACCUCUUGCCUGCUCACAGACCCACUCGUGAGUCGGGAAAGCCUCAGCUUUGGGGUGUGGGGCUUUGUAGAAGUGGAAGGAGAUUUGAAGUGGCUAUCUCCUACAACGGAAAAUAUCCUUUUAUAAUUUUUCUUUUUAACGUUUUAUUUCAGAUACAUAUUUUAGUGUCGAGGCAGAUUAGUAUAUAGCCACCAAAAAAGUAUUGUGUAUAAAUUGAGGCAGCCACAAAAUUGUGUAUUUUAUGUUACAAUAAAGGCGUCUCCUUGAAGGACAA